Aedes albopictus (Asian tiger mosquito) is the source of this 4997-nucleotide messenger RNA. Its product is annotated as eIF-2-alpha kinase GCN2. Gene Ontology annotation, cellular component: cytoplasm; cytosol; nucleus. The transcript is spliced from 6 exons. Bases 304 to 4923 code for a protein of 1539 amino acids. NCBI's taxonomy places the organism in Eukaryota, Metazoa, Arthropoda, Insecta, Diptera, Culicidae. The record is from RefSeq and is a predicted model, not a curated record. Gene Ontology annotation, molecular function: protein binding; ATP binding; eukaryotic translation initiation factor 2alpha kinase activity. Gene Ontology annotation, biological process: regulation of translational initiation by eIF2 alpha phosphorylation; DNA damage checkpoint signaling; negative regulation of cytoplasmic translational initiation in response to stress.
AAAUGCAACGAUGGCAACACUGCGGCCGAUCAAGUCGCAAACACAGAAAUUUUCUCUAGUUUGCGGUAAAUUUCCGUAUGGUGCAAUAUUUUGGCUCUAGUUGAUCAGAAUUUUGAACACUUUCCCACCUGUUUGCAAGUUUUUGUAACAGCACCGAUAUCCAAUCGUAAGAAUUAGUUGUGAAAAGUGUUGUGCAACAUCAAGUUCAAGUGCAAAUCACCGACAAUGAUGCACCGCCGUCUCCGCUACGGUAAACUGCACUGCUAGUGGUCCGUCCAGCGUGGCACCCGGUCAUUGAGCGCCAUGGCCACUGGCAACAACGCCAAGGAAACCUUUCGGGAACGGCAAGAAACGGAGCUGGAGGUGAUCCGUUCCAUUUACGAAACACAGGUGGAAGAUUUGCGCCCGGCAACAGGGGGAAAAUGGCGACCGCUGGAGGUGCGAGUGAAGCUAACGCCGCAAAAGGGCUCGGCCCGGGAGAUUUACGUCCGGACGGAGAUGAAGGUGACGUGCCCCAGAAACUACCCGAAAUAUCCGCCGAAAAUCGAACUCGAGAACACAAGAGGUCUGUCGGAUACGUUGGUACAGGAGCUGCUGGACAUACUGAAGAAGCAAGCUGACCAAUUGAAAGGCGAGGUGAUGAUCUAUGAGUUGGCCGCAACGGUGGAGGGCUUCCUGCAUAAACACAAUGCACCUCCGAAGGGAAGUUUCUACGACGAGAUGUUGGCCAAUCAGGAGAAGAUUGCUCGCGAUAGGUUGAACACGUUGAAGGCCGAGGAAGAUCAACGCAAGCAGGUGAUAAGGGAUGAGCUGCAGAAGCGUAAGAAGGAAUUGGAGAAGACGAGGCGUGAAUCGAAACAGAGUAUAAACGAGGCCAGCCCGAUGCAUCGUAGUAUGAGCUCGUCGGACAACAGCGAGGGGAACAACUUCCGCGGGUUGGAUUCCGUUUGUUUGGAUCAUCGAAGGAGCGAGACGUUGUUCUUCCGGGAUGGGAAGAAAGUGGUCAAGGGAUCCUGCUUGGGGCACUCGCAGCGCGGUUGUGUGGCUUAUUCGGGUAUUGACGUCCAGACGGGUCAGUUGCUGUAUUUGUCGGAGUGGAACAUCGAUUUGGACAAGGAGGGCAAAACGAUCUCCGGGAAAACUGCGGAUGAAGUGGUCUACGAGCUGGAAAGGCAGAUGGGUAAUCUGACCAACUUGAGACACAAGAAUUUGAUUUCCUACGAGGGAGUGUACUGCAGGGUCGGAAAGGAAGGAAUCGAUGUGUUUGUAGCGCAGGAUUUUAUCCUGGGAACAAGCGUUUUCACAAUCUCGGGGUCUUUGGGUUGGUCCGCGGAAGGCGCUAGCAUGGUGGCAAAAGGCAUCUUGGAAGCUCUAAUCUAUCUGCACAAUAAUGGAGUUUCACACGACAAUCUCUCGGAUUCAUCGGUUUUCAUCGACAACAGUGGUUCCAUCCGAGUGGCAGAUUUCAAACUAAUUGCCUACAUCCAGGAGCUCAUCAACGGCCAGCAGUGUGUCCGGAGUGACCUUCCUGCUUUGGGGUCUCUCAUUGAAUCUCUGUUCACUGCUCACUCGGAAAUGAAGGACUUCAUCGAUCGUUGCAAAUCGGAAAGAACCAUUUCCGCGUCGGAUCUUCUGGAACAUCCAUUUCUUCGGCCGAUCCUGUUCCAGGACAUUCCUAGGAAAAAGCACCAUCCUCCUCGGGAACCGAAGCCGACCGAGUUGCAGGUAGUUGAUCGAUCUAAUCACACGAUGCCGGCCUUUAUGAACACAACCCUGGCCGCGGAAAAAUCUCGACUCCAAACCGAAUUUGAAGUUCUCUCACACAUCGGGAAAGGAGCCUACGGCGAUGUGCUGAAAGUCCGUAACAUCCUCGACAACCGUCAGUACGCAAUCAAGCGGAUAUUGCUGCCGGCGCGAAGCAAACAGUUCUACAAGAAGAUGACCCGCGAGGUCGAACUGCUUUCCCGGCUGAACCACGAGAAUGUGGUUCGAUACUACAACAGUUGGGUCGAAGCGGUGAGUCCCGGCGAUGAGCAGCAGAACGGCGUGGAAUCCAGUUGCGAUUGGUCGAUCAGUGCAGGAAGUGUUCCGAAGCGUGUCCAAGCGCCGACCACCACCAAGGUCAUCAAGAAGAACACCGAUAAGAACGCGGAAUGGGGACUGGAUUGCAUGGCGCUGGACUCGAGUAGCAGCGAUGACGACGAUGAUGAUGAUGAGGAUGACAGUUCCGACGGAAUCGAGUUUGUUGACUCGAACGGAGAGGUGGCAACGUAUGGGAGCUUUAGCGAGGGUGUUACUGGUGAUAAGGCACGGCCGGACAGUGCAGGCGGCGGAAGUCUCGAAGUUCUGUACAUGUACAUUCAAAUGGAGUUUUGCGAGAAGAGUACGCUGAGAACCGCCAUCGACUCCAAUCUCUACGAGGACGUUGAUCGCGUGUGGCGCCUGUUUCGGGAAAUUGCAGAAGGUCUCAGCCACAUCCACCAGCAGGGGAUGAUCCAUCGAGAUCUGAAACCGGUGAACAUUUUCCUCGAUUCGCGAGAUCAGGUCAAAAUCGGAGACUUUGGUCUGGCCACUACCAGUAUUCUAGCCAUUCAGAAUCAGCAUCAAGAACGUAGUCACCAAAUUACUUCCCUGGACAUGGGAAACUCAUUGACCGGCAAAGUUGGUACCGCUCUGUACGUAGCUCCCGAGCUCACCGGAAACGCUUCGAAGUCAACCUACAAUCAAAAGGUUGACCUCUACUCGUUGGGCAUCAUCCUAUUCGAAAUGAGUACACCUCCGUUGGCCACAGGGAUGGAGCGGGUCAAAACUCUCAUGGACCUACGUUCGGACACGGUACGUUUCCCCGAACACAUCUCCAACGAGAGUAAGUACUCACAGCAAAUUCAAGUAAUCAGAUGGUUGUUGAACCAUGACCCCGGGAAAAGACCCACCGCUGAGGAACUACUCUCCUCGGAACUCGUUCCACCGAUUCGUCUCGAAGCCGGGGAAAUACAGGACGUCGUUCGGCAUGUCCUGUCCAAUCCUCAAUCGCGUCACUACAAGCACUUGAUAGCCCGGUGCUUCGCCCAAGAAAGCGAUACAGUUUGUGAACUUAGCUACCAUCUGGACAUGGUACCGAUAAUUCCCCGAUUCGACUACGUCAAAUCCAAAAUCAUCGAACUGUUCCGGAAACACGGCGCCAUCGAAGUGGUAACUCCCUUGCUCACCCCGUACACCAAAUCCAACGCCCGGAACAAUUCCGUAAAACUGAUGACCCAUUCCGGCAGUAUAGUCUGUCUUCCGGAUGAUCUCCGAGUCCCAUUUCUGCGUCACGUUGCCCUCAACGGCAUUAAAUUCAUCCGGCGCUACUCGAUCGGACGGGUCUACCGCGAAAAGAAGGUCUUCAACUUCCAUCCAAAGCAGGUCUACGAAUGCGCCUUCGAUGUGGUUACUCCAAACCGCGGCAACCUGAUCGUCGACGCCGAACUGAUCCUGAUCGCCAACGAGAUCAUGCGCGAGCUCAACCUGCUCGAUCUCUCGCGUAACGUGUUCUUCCGGAUAAACCACAUCAGCCUUCUCCGAUCCAUCCUACUGCACUGCAACGUACCCCCGGACAAGUACAAAGAACUCUUUGAAAUUGUCUUGGACUUCUUCGACGCUAAAAUCUCCAAGUUCCAACUGAUCGCGUCCGUUAGCAGUCAAAUCACCCAACCCGGAAUCAAAGUCAACACCGGCUACCUGUGUGAAGCCCUGCAGAACGAAAUGUCCCUGUCGCAACUCAACGGAACCCUGCUGAAAACGCUGAACAAAGGUCGCGGUGAGGCAGCCGCUCUGGCCAAGGUAGCCAUCCGUGAGCUGGAAAUGGUUGCCUCGCUGGCCCAAGGACUGGGAGUGCAGAUACCGAUGGUUGUCUGCCCCGGGCUGCCGGUCAACUACGAACGGGCGAGGGGAGGUGGCGUCGUUUGGCAGCUGGUCGGCGAGUUGAAGGCCAAGAAGAAGAAUCCACUGACGACGAUCGCUGCCGGUGGUCGAUACGACACGAAGCUUGCGGAAUUCCAAAUAUCCGGAAUCAGUAACGGGCUGCAAGUUCCCAAAGUCGAACUCAGCGGUGCCGGGUUUAGUUUCCAUCUGGAUAAGCUGGUUUAUGCACUCGGUCCGACAUGCGGUUGUGAACCAGUCGAAGUCAUGAUCAGCAUAACCGGUUCACGUCCUCCCCUGAAAGAAGUAGUCCAAAUUCUACGUUCCCUUUGGUCCCACGGAAUCAAAACCGGAAUACUGGAGGGUACCAUCUCGAUGGAGGAAUCCGCCAAGGAAGUUGGGGCAAAUGUGGUGGUGAUGCUCGGCGAGGGCGGAGAGUUGCGAGUUCGCACCUGGAGCCACGAUCGCUUCCAGGAGUGCCACGUAACUCGUCCGGAGCUAUUAGGUUACAUUCUAAAAAUACUCCGUCCGGACCCAUCGGCCAGUGAGGUAGCGACAGCCCUGCAGAACGUGGCCCUAACGAGUUCCACUUCGACCAAAAACGUCCCCUCGUUGGGUACCCAGAACGCGAACAACAGCACUCCAUCGUUGGAUCUCAUUUUCCUCACCUCGGAUAAGGUAAACAACAGUAAGAGACGUCGGUACGAAAAUCAGGUCGAACACAGGCUGUCUCCGGUGCUGUCCAAGUUCCAGAGAAAGGAAAAGAUAUCCCUUAUUAUGGUUGACUUGCCGAAUGCACCACUUCGGGGAUUGAUCGGACUAAUCGAUCCGACCGAGUGCAGCAACGACGAAGGUUCCCCGAACUCGGUCGAACUGAAGUCCCUGAUCGAGCGAUUCCCCAAGUACAAACGGAACAUCAUGGAAAUCUACAGCGAGAUUGUGGAUAUUUUCAGUGAGAGUAAAGCCAUGCCAGUGGUGGGAGUCUACAGCGUGGUAGAUUCCUUCUGUCGGCUUAUAUUGUAGAUGCCGUCUUAGUCCUAACGUUCAAGGUAGGUCCUAUGUAAGAAUAUAGAUGUCGAAUCAAUUUUAAAUAUGAA